Plenodomus lingam JN3 is the source of this 228-nucleotide messenger RNA. Lineage: Eukaryota; Fungi; Ascomycota; Dothideomycetes; Pleosporales; Leptosphaeriaceae. The record is from RefSeq and is a predicted model, not a curated record.
AUGGAUCGGAUGGAAUACUACUUAUGCAUACAAUUGUCUGCGAAUGAGAGUCCACAAGAGACCCAGCGUGUCAUCGUCUCCGUUUCCAGUGAGGAGGGAAGCGAAACGGGUGCUUCUGGUCGUGGGCUUCCUGUGGGCUUGGCCAUGUCCACCAUCGACCUUGGCUUUUUUUUUGCUCUCGGUGACCAAGGGGACACGUAUACGAUUAGCAUCUUUUCGCAAUCGUGA